Molecule: messenger RNA, 9318 nt
Organism: Nothobranchius furzeri (turquoise killifish)
Lineage: Eukaryota; Metazoa; Chordata; Actinopteri; Cyprinodontiformes; Nothobranchiidae
Source: RefSeq, a predicted model, not a curated record
GACCUGGCACUGGGUCCCCCAGUCUAAAAGGCGGUUCUGGGACCAGGAAAUCUGGGGGUCGUGGAGAUGGAGCCAAGGGACCCCCAGGGUUAGAGGAGAGGAGGGAGCGGAGAUGAGAAAGUGGAGGGUUUCCUGGUGGCCUUGGAGGACCAUCUGGAGUGACUGGGUUCGGUCUUGGACAGGAUAGGGCUGGAUGUAAGUAACUGUGGAACGGCUCUGUAAAUAAGUGAUUGUUCAUGCAUGGUUUUAAUUUGAUUUUAUAGUUUUAUACUGCAUGCUUUUAUUUUGGCGGACCAGCAGAGGAAAUAAGGGAGAGCAGAGAAGGCCAAUUGACUUUUGCUUGGAAACUGACAGCAUGCUGUAAGACCAAACAGACAGGACUGGGCCUCUAUACCCUACCUUUUGACAAUUAAGCGCCUAGCUGGAAUUGGGAACAAGCUCUUACGGUGUUUCAAGAAAGAAAAGGUGGAUUUAUGUUCAAAAUAAGGAUGCCAGCUGAACAUGAAUAAAAAUUCCUUGAGAAACAUCAGUACGCUUCACCAUUGUCUGGCUGGGUUCGCUACAGUAAGAGCUUGACCCUCAUCAAGCCUGAUGAUCUGCUGCCACCCUUGACGAGCCAUGAUGGGGGAUCUUCAUGCCUGAUCUACACUAACCCAAGCAGCAGACACAAGGAUUUGGUGCAAUGGUCAAGUACGGUAACAGUUGGAGAUAUUGAAGCUGAACUGUGAUUGAUCUGCAAUUAUACAGACUAUGGAAGAAAGACUUUGUGAACUAAAUCAAUGAACAGUUAAAAUUACCUGCUCAACAAAUCGCAAAGAGGAACUUUUACAGCAUUUGCAUGAUACAACUGGACAAUUUAUAGCUAAGGACAUUUUCCCUUUCACAUUGGACUUUGCGGUAUAAGUUCUUUGAAAGUUGUGUUUAUUUUACUCUUCUUAUUUGCAGUUAUUGAUGGUCUUUGUGUUUGUGCAUUUAUCCUAAUUAUUUGGGUUUAUGCAGUUUUUAUGCUGUUCUUAUUGUGUGGUUUGACUAUAUUAGUUAAAAGGUUUUCAAUCAAUUUUAAAGGUUUAAAUCUUUAGUCAAUAAUGGCAGAGUCAACUACUGAUGAAGAGCUGGAAAAGCAAGUUCAGGAGCCACGGAAUGAGCUCCCCAUACCCACAGAUCCUUCUGUCAGGCUAGGUUUGGAGGACAACGUUGAAACUAAUGGUGACUUACUUGAAGGUCUCCGUCGCUCUGAACGUGCACGAAAUCCCACUGAGAAUAUGCGUAUGCACCAGGAUGAAGAGGCCAAGAAAAGGGAGAAAAGGCUCCUAUCCAUGUAUGAGAAAUGGAAGCUGCAAAUUCGCAAGGCAAGAAACCAGCUUAAGGUGUACAUGCAAGAAAGUGAGCUCUGGCUUCUUAUCGGGAACUUAAGAAGAGUCAAAUAGACAUAAUGAACAUAUACUCUGAAAUUCGAGAUCUUGCUACACCUUCCACUGAUAUCAGAAGACGAGUUGACACGUGUGUUUCAGUGACCACCGAAAUCAUCAGCAUUGCUCACAACAGAGCGAUAGACGACAAAGCUGAAUUUGAUGAAAACCAGGAGAGACACCGCCUUCACGAGCUGCUCUGUCAUGACCAGUGUUGGGAACGUUACUUUAAAAAAGUAAUUAGUUAUAGUUGCUGAUUACUUUGUCAAAAAAGUAACUCAGUUACUAACUGAGUUACAAGAUCAUAAAAGUAACUAAUUACCAACAAAAGUAACUACUUAGUUACUUUUUUUCAUUAAAGAAUGCAAGAAUUACUACAAUAGUAAAAUAUAAAUUACUAAUGACUGAACAUAAUAAAAUGUCCAAAUGUUUUAUAUAAACCUGAAUAAUUUAAACAAAUACGCACUUAACAGGAGGAACUACUAACAGGAACAUUACACUAAUCUAGACUAUUAAAAGGUCACUGUGUGAUAUUUAACAAGACCCCAAUCAGCUAACAUUUAAAAUUGCAAAUAGAAACACCUGUAAAGGUUCCCGAGCCUUUAAAUGGUCUCUCAGUCUAGUUAAAUUACAGAAAUAAAUGUAAUUUUGCACAGUAUUCUAAUUUUUCCAGCUUCACAUAAUUGUGUGUUUUUACUAGCAUUUCUGUUGCUGGUAAUCUAGUAACGGUAAAAUAAAUAAAUAAAAUCCUUUAAAAUGACACUAGAAGAGGCACAAGCCUGAUGGAGGACUUACAUUUACUAACGUGGGUCAGACCCAACCACAGAAGAGCUGAAGCUGGGUGGUAAACACACACAGGUAGUUCUAAUAACACCUGAGCUCCAUGCCGUCUGAGACAGAUGCAUCAGUGUUACAGCGGGACUAAAGACAUGAUCAGAAACAGGUUACAGCUGGAUGAUCUAGGAAGGUAGAAGAUCAGGAUGUCUGAGCGGUGAACAGGUGAGCGGACCUUCGGGACAUCCCGCUGUCACGCUAAGGACACGGCUGCAGACCCGCAGAUUUGCUGCUGCAGCAACAAAUCUGCGGGUCUGCAGCCGUAGAUAUUCAUCACGUCUUCCUCGCUCUUCACGGGCCGUGACGCACUUGGAUGAAAACAUCUGCCUCUUUAGCUCCUGAUCAGCUGAUGAUGACAGCUUCAACACACCGCGCUGCUUAACGCACGCUUUUCCUUAUCAGUAACAGAAACGACGUUUUGAUAAAAGAAGACGUAAUUAAUUAGUUUGCUCGUUACAGAAAGAAAUAUUUUUUAUUAACGUGGUUAUUUUAAACGGAGUUAUUCCCGUUGUGUCUACAGAAUGCAGCGACUGAGACCGUGAGGGUCUCCGCCCACCCGGCCAAUCAUCAUGGUGUUUGUAAGUGCGUUACCGACACCUCUCUCUCCCUGGCUGCAGCUGAAGUGUGGCGGUCAGAAAGCCUCACGCUGCUGCUCAACGUUCGACAAGCACAUAGUAACGCACAACCUUCCGUCCCCAGUAACGGUAACGGCGUUGCAACGGCGGGAAAAGUAAUUAAUUAGAUUAUUCCGUUACCUAUAAAAGAACGCCGUUAGAAACGCCGUUAUACUUAAACGGCGUUACUCCCAACACUAGUCAUGACUAUGCAAAAUCCAUUUAUGGAUCUGCCUCCUCCAUGACAAGUUACAAGUCAGACCAUCAUUCAGUCACAUCGUCGUUAUUAGCCAAGCGGGCGGAUGCAGCAGCUGAACUGGCAGCGAAGGAAGCAAGCUAUGAGAUGCUACAAGAGGAAGAAAGACAAAGGGAAUUGAUACGAGAGUUAGAAGAACAACAUCGUAAGGCUCUAGAGGCUCAAAAAUGUGAAUUGGAGCGAUUACAGGCAAAAAAGGAGGUGCGGGCGGCCCGAGCUAAACUGAAAGUCUAUGAUAAAGAGGCAGAAGGCGAUGCAUUCUACUAUACUAACAAUGAAAGUGACAAGGAGACAAAGGAAGUGCCUGUUACUGCAAUUAACCCCCCUUAUGUCACCACACCCUCAGGUACUGAUAUCUCAUCUCUCACUCGACUGUCUUUCAAGACAGCCUAGCCUUAAAUAGGCUUCCUGCUCCAUAGCCAUUUGUUUUCAGUGGUGAUCCAAUACGGUUCAUUGAAUGGAAGGCAGCAUUUACUUCACUUGUCGACCAAAGGUCAAUCACUCCUGCUGAAAAACUUUACUAUCUCAAAAGAUACGUUGGUGGGCCAGCACGCCAGGUUCUGGAUGGCACCUUCUAUCGAAGUGAUAAUGAGGCAUAUCAAGAUGCCUGGAAAAAAUUGAAUCAUCAUUUUGGCCAGCCAUUCGUUAUUCAGAGAGCAUUCAGAGAAAGGCUUUACAAUUGGCCAAGGAUUCAGUCUAAGGAUGCUGAGGGGCUUAGAAACUUCUCAGACUUUCUGAAUGCCUGUCAAGAUGCCAUGCCUCAUGUCAAGGGACUUGACAUAUUGAACGACUGUGAGGAAAAUCAGAAACUCGUACAUAAAUUACCAGACUGGCUGACCUCACGCUGGAACCGUCUAGCUACACAAAGCUUGAAUGAGAAGCAAGAAUUCCCCAGUUUCAAGGAGUUCGCCAGUUUUCUGUCAACUGAAGUGGAGAUUGCCUGCAAUCCCAUUACAUCUUUGUAUGCUCUUCAUCUAUCAGACUCAAGCACUGAAAGGAGAAAUGUCCGAGAUGAAAAGAGAAACAAGGCCAGUGCUUUUAAUAUUCAAACAGUUGCAAAUGAAGAUGAACAAAGGUCAGACUACCGAAAGGUUAAGAUUUCAUGUAUUCUUUGUCAAGAUGCCACACACCAACUUCAUGGAUGUCCCAAAUUCGCAGAGAUGUCAUUGAUCGAAAGACGGACUUAUGUAAAGGAGAAGAAACUCUGCUAUGGAUGUCUAAAACCUGGUCACGGUGCAAAAGACUGCCACCAUCGUCAUUACUGUGACAUCUGUAAGGGAAAGCAUCCAACAGCCCUUCAUGACUCCAAUUAUGCUAAAGAAAGACCUUCAGAAAUGGGAAUAAGUCAUGGUCCUGCUGCAACUUCGCUCAGUGUAGCAGCAGAAGGUUCAUCCAACACAUCGAUGGUGAUACCAGUGUGGGUAUCUUCUAUAAAUAACCCAGCUACUGAGAAACUUGUUUAUGCUCUUCUCGAUACCCAGAGCGACACUACAUUUAUCGAUCAAGCAGUGAGUGAUGGUCUUGAGGCAGACAAACAUCCAGUUAAGCUGAAGUUGACCACCAUGAGUGGAAGGGAUACCGUUAUCACAAGUGAGUGUGUUUCGGGACUACGUGUAAGAGGAUACAGUUCCGCCAUUCAAGUCAAUCUGCCGAGGACCUACACAAAGGACUGUAUACCGGUGAACCGUGCUCACAUUCCUACUUAUGAGUCAGCUAAACAAUGGAGUCAUCUCACAGAAAUAGUUGAAGAAAUUCAACCACUUAAAGACUGUGAAGUGGGACUCCUGAUUGGCUACAACUGCUCUCGAGCCAUGGCCCCAAGGCAAGUCAUUUUAGGAGGAGAUGAAGAACCCUAUGCUAUACGGACAGACUUGGGAUGGAGCAUUGUCGGACCGUCUUCACAUGGUUAUGAUUCACUGAGCAGAAUUAGUUUCUGUCAUAGAAUCGCUGUAAAAGAGCUACCUCCUGCAACUCCUGUCGAUGUGAUCCGCAUAUUGGAAUCUGACUUUAAUGAAGGAAGCGAAGAUACCAAAACAGUCUCACAAGAUGACAUCAUCUUUCUCAACAAGCUAAGUGAAGGCAUAGAGAAAAACAGACAUGGUCAUUACGAAAUGCCUCUGCCAUUCAAAAUCAGACCUAACCUGCCUGAUAACAGAGAUGCAGCGUUGGUACGCCUUAAUCAUCUUAAAAGGAAACUGCAACGAGACGAAAGGUACAAAGAGCAGUACAUCAGAUUUAUGGAGGAGGUCAUAGAAAGAGGAGAAGCAGAAGAGAUUGAGAAUGGUGGGAGCGAUGGGGAAAGAUGGUAUAUUCCCCAUCAUGGUGUAUGCCAUGUACAAAAGCCAGACAAACUUCGUGUUGUGUUCGACUGCUCAGCCAGAUAUAAAGGUACCAGCUUAAACGACCAUCUACUCUCUGGCCCUGACAUGUUAAACAGCUUGAGUGGAGUUCUCAUACGUUUUCGUCAACAUUCUGUUGCACUGAUGUGCGAUAUUGAAAAGAUGUUCCACCAAUUCUAUGUUGAUGAACCUGAUCGAAAUUACCUUCGCUUUCUGUGGUGCAAGCAAGGAGAUUUGAACUCAAAGCCAAGCGAGUUCCGCAUGAAGGUGCAUCUGUUUGGCACAGCAUCCUCCCCUGGAUGUGCUAAUUUUGGGCUGAAGCAUUUAGCUAAGGAGAAUGCCAACAUCUAUCCUCAAGGCUCUCGAUUCAUCAUGAGGGACUUCUAUGUAGAUGACGGGCUCACAAGUGUGGGAAACGCAGAAGACGCUAUUCAACUUGCCAGAGAAGCCCGUGAACUUUGUGCCACUGGUGGGCUCAGACUUCACAAGUUUGUGUCGAACAACCUUGAUGUCCUGGAGAGUAUACCACUCUCUGAACGAGCAACAAAUGUGACAAAUAUGGAUCUCAAGCUUGACACCCUUCCAUCAGAGAGAGCUCUUGGAAUCAAAUGGGAUGUAGAGUCCGACCAUUUUAAGCUUAAUGUCAGCCUUAAAGAGCAGCCUGCAACACACUGCGGUGUCCUGUCUACAGUGGCCUCCCUGUAUGAUCCACUCGGCCUUGUAGCACCAGUUCUGCUUAAAGGGAAAAUCAUCCUUCAAGAGAUGCGUAGGCGUGGCACAAGCUGGGACGAUUUCCUUCCCGAUGAGCUCCGUCCAAAGUGGGAACAGUGGAAAAACAAACUGUCUCAACUGGAUAAUGUUGCAAUACCCCGCCAGUAUGUACCUGCUGGAUUCGGAAGGGUUUUAAAGACAGAGCUGCAUCAUUUCUCUGAUGCCAGCACAAAGGGCUAUGGUCAGUGUUCAUACCUCAGACAACAAAAUGAAGAUGGAGAUGUUCAUUGCAGCCUAGUCGUGGGAAAGGCUCGAGUUUCACCCACAAAACUCACAACUAUUCCACGAUUGGAACUGAUGGCGGCCGUUAUUUCAGUGAAGAUGAGCAACAUGCUAAAGGAGGAAUUUAGGUCCGCGGACAUUGAGGAAUUUUUCUGGACCGACUCAAGGGUGGUUUUGGGAUAUAUAAAGAACGAAGCAAGGCAAACCCACACCUUUGUGGCUAACCGUGUCCAGAAGAUUCAGCUUGGCUCAGCCCCUCAACAAUGGAGAUAUGUUGCAACAAAUGGCAAUCCUGCUGACCAUGCUUCUCGGGGUCUGAACACCAGUGAGCUUCUGUCAUCCAACUGGUUCACUGGUCCAGCAUUCCUGUGGAACAAGGAAAUGAAGCUACCAGCAGACGAAACUCCGGAUUUAACAAUCGGAGAUCCAGAAGUCAGAAGUGCCUUAUCUCUCACCACAGGAACUGUGGAGCAAAUCAGCUUGGCUGAUCGAUUGUCUAAGUUCUCAUCUUGGCCCCUGGUCAUCAGAGCUGUUGCACGCAUUUUAAGGCGUAUCAGAAAAAACAAGUCGGACAGUCUCACAACUGUAAUGGAACGAGAAGAUGCCGAACAUUGCAUAAUCAAAGACUUGCAGGAAAAUACUUAUCAAGAGGAGUUGAAACUUUUGAACAAAGGGAUUCGGCUACCAUCCAACACUCGACUAUACUCACUUGAUGCAUUCCUUGAUCAAGACGGUAUCCUCAGGGUGGGAGGAAGGCUGAGCAACUCCUCUCUUCCCAGCUCCAUCAAGCACCCUGCGAUCAUCCCCAAGAAUCAUCCCAUCACAAAGAUGUUGAUCGCUCACCAUCACGAAAGAAUGGAACACCAAGGUAAAGGCCUCACCAUUAAUGCUAUUAGGUCCAGUGGCUACUGGAUCCCAGGAAUGAACCGGGUUGUAGCAUCCUACAUUCGCCACUGUGUCACCUGUAGACGGCACCGGAAGCCAACUGAAGAGCAAAGGAUGGCUGAUUUACCCCCUGAACGUGUGGAACCAUCGCCACCUUUUUCCUUUUGCGGAAUGGAUUGCUUUGGCCCUUUCGUUACCAAGCAAGGAAGAAAGGACAGCAAGAGGUACGGUCUUCUUUUCACUUGCCUCAGCUCCCGGGCCAUCCAUAUCGAGAUGCUUGACAGCAUGUCAACAGACUCCUUCAUUAAUGGUUUGAGAUGUUUCAUUGCUAUUCGUGGCACUGUUCAUCAGAUCAGGUCUGACCAAGGGAGCAAUUUUGUUGGAGCCAAAAACGAACUCAAGGAAGCUCUGAAGGAAGUUAGCGCAGACCGGCUGGCUGCAUUUCUUGCCGAGAGACAAUGUGACUUUGUCAUGAAUGCACCUCAUUCAAGUCAUGUUGGAGGAGUGUGGGAGAGACAGAUUAGGACUGUGAGAAGUGUCCUAGGGUCUACACUUGCCUUGUCUUCUGGUAGGCUAAAUGAUGCCUCAUUGAGGGCCUUCUUCUAUGAAGCCAUGUCAAUCGUCAACAGUCGCCCUCUGACUGUUGAUAACCUCAGUGACCCCCAUAGUCUCGAGCCACUCACGCCCAAUCAUCUCCUGACUAUGAAAUCUACCAAGGCGUUACCUCCCCCAGGAAACUUUGUCAGGGAGGACAUGUACAGUAGGAAAAGGUGGCGGCACGUCCAAUACCUGGCAGAACAGUUUUGGAGUAGAUGGCGAAAGGAAUAUCUUGCCAGCAUUGCUCUCAGACAAAGGUGGCACACUCCAAGAAGAAACAUGCAAGUUGGAGAUAUCGUACUCGUCAAAGGAGAUGAUGCACACAGAAAUGAGUGGAGAUUGGGGAGAGUUUCAGGUACUACUACCAAUAAAGACGGACUCGUAAGAAGAGUGAAGAUCUGCCUUGGUGACAGAAACCUUGGUAAAAAGGGGGAGCGUUUCCACAAGAUGUCGGAAAUUGAGCGCUCAGUCCAAAACCUUGUCCUGUUGUUAGAGACAAGCUGAAUUUGCUCCUGUACUCCUUGGCUCACACUACCGCCUUCGAUAGCAUCUAAUCUAAAUUCAGUAGAUCUGUUUAUAAGGCUAGGUACUCCUAAGAAGGUUAAUUUUACUUGAGAAAUCAUUCGUGCUUAAUGUGCACAGUAAACUGUUUCAUUGCUCACUCAUGAUUGGUGGGAGUGUAAAUAACUGUGGAAAGGCUCUGUAAAUAAGUGAUUGUUCAUGCAUGGUUUUAAUUUGAUUUUAUAGUUUUAUACUGCAUGCUUUUAUUUUGGCAGACCAGCAGAGGAAAUAAGGGAGAGCAGAGAAGGCCAAUUGACUUUUGCUUGGAAACUGACAGCAUGCUGUAAGACCAAACAGACAGGACUGGGCCUCUAUACCCAACCUUUUGACAAUUAAGCGCCUAGCUGGAAUUGGGAACAAGGUAUUGUUUGAUGCAUGUGUUUAUGUGGAUUGAUGUGAUUUUCUAUGUAUGUUGUUGUGUUUAAAGUGGUUAAAUGCACAACAAUGCUAACAGCCAUCUCAACCAUAGAGCCAGGUGAACACCCAUGCUAAUAUUAGCCUUUGUGUGUUUCACAUGCUUGGACUUAGUUUUAAUAUUGGUUUUAGCUUUUAACAUGUUUAUGCACAUUUUUGAUCUCACUCAACUUAUUAAUGUAGAUUCAAUAAUAUUGUAAAUGGUUAUAUGGCAUAAAGGUCAUCUUUGUAAGAGCUCAUUAUAUUUUCAUUUAUCUGUUUUAUUUAGCUCUUACGGUGUUUCAAGAAAGAAAAGGUGGAUUUAUGUUCAAAAUAAGGAUGCCAGCUGAACAUGAAUAAAAAUUCCUUGAGAAACAUCAGUACGCUUCACCAUUGUCUGGCUGGGUUCGCUACACUGGAGAGGUCUGCCGUCCACC